CCGUGCCCGUGCCUCUCCGCCAGAGGGCGCUGCGAGGGAGCCUAGUGAUGUCAUGCGUCAUUAGCAUAUUUCUGGCUAUAUCUAUUGCGCACAGUUGGGCACGCCACUACUGCUGCAACGCUCAGACUAGAGACAUUCCCAGGCACUAGACAACACUCCGAUUAAUCGCAAAAUGUCAGACAAGAAGCCCGACAUCUCUGAGGUGGAGCAUUUUGACAAAACUAAGCUGAAAAAGACUCAGACGCAGGAGAAGAACCCCCUGCCUUCAAAAGAAACCAUCGAACAGGAGAAGGCAGAACAAGCAUCAUGAAGCCUGCACCUCCAUCAUGCACUGUACACCCCCUUCUCCUGCAUUGCCUUGUUUUCAGUCACUUCUUUUAGCUGUAUAACUUUGUAACCGAAAUUAUGAAAUGACAACAACAGUCGCGCUGCACACGCGUUCGGACGGAUGGUGCACAUGCUCCUUGGUGAACAUCUCCACCCCUCGAAGAUGGUCCAUCUGAGGCGGGGCAGGGGACAUGGUCCUAAAAAUGUGCGUCUCCCAUGGGCACACAGUGUCCUGAGGGACAGGAAGCACAUCAUCGCCUCAUUCACCAACACCAAAACCUAACUUCCUGUGUAGCUGCUUUUGCGCCAAAACCCAGGCGUCAAGCUUUUUAUUGUUUUUGUCUUCUAAUUUUCGGAAAAUGCACAACUUUGUAUGUACGCUGGCCAAAAUGUAAAUGCCCCAAAAAUUGUGUCAUUAUGUUUCUGUUUUUGUGAUUUGUUUUUUUACACAAGGAUCAAAGUAAUUGACGGAUUCCAUAUAGAUCUGGGAGAUCCCAAGUGUACCUUAUUCACAGGUCACUAGUCUGGGCCCUACUUCUGAACCAUUCGGGAUAGCUUUUGUGUUGAGCAAUCUGUCUCUGAAUCGUCUCAAAUGUGGAAAAAACACUGGCAAGUCAAACCAUCUGUUUGCUCAAUUUUUGACUAAAUUAAAUUCUUCUGAAGUUUUGUAAAUUCCCAGCAGUCAUGUUACUCUGCCACAAAUCAUUACCGGAAAUGGAAAACCGUGAAAUGUUGUAAUAAAAAAGAAUUUGUUACUAAAAAGAAAA
Molecule: messenger RNA, 1094 nt
Organism: Boleophthalmus pectinirostris (great blue-spotted mudskipper)
Lineage: Eukaryota; Metazoa; Chordata; Actinopteri; Gobiiformes; Gobiidae
Product: thymosin beta-12-like
Exons: 3
Coding region: 173-310 (45 amino acids)
Biological process (GO): regulation of cell migration; actin filament organization
Cellular component (GO): cytoplasm
Molecular function (GO): actin monomer binding
Source: RefSeq, a predicted model, not a curated record